Orbilia oligospora ATCC 24927 is the source of this 5202-nucleotide messenger RNA. RefSeq lists its product as uncharacterized. Gene Ontology annotation, molecular function: metal ion transmembrane transporter activity. The record is from RefSeq and is a predicted model, not a curated record. NCBI's taxonomy places the organism in Eukaryota, Fungi, Ascomycota, Orbiliomycetes, Orbiliales, Orbiliaceae. The transcript is spliced from 10 exons. Gene Ontology annotation, biological process: transmembrane transport; metal ion transport. The coding region runs from base 1 to 5202 and encodes 1733 amino acids. Gene Ontology annotation, cellular component: membrane.
AUGUCGACGCGAAGAAGUUGGAGUUAUCAAACGAGUGGCAGAGAUUACAGUCCAGUCCGUGAGAAUGAAGCACCGGGUCCGCGACGUGAGAGGCUAUAUAGCGAUUAUGCGGAGGAUCGGACGGAAAAGAAGCCGGGAGAAUGGCUUUGGGAGGAAGAAAAACGGCAGUCGGAAGAACGGCGCCGGAGAGAACUGGAGGAGAUAGCCCGGCAGCGAGAACUACGCCAGAGAAGAGAACAGGAGGAGAGAGCACGGCUGAGAGCAAUGGAGAGCCAACAAUGGGAAAGGGAGAGGGGAGGGGAGAGGAUUCAAGAUCUCGGGCUGGAUGAUGUUUAUAAUGAUCACAGAUACGGGCAAACACGGGGGCCGCUGUCUAUCAAAAAGGAGGCCUGGUACCCAAACCUUCGACAAAGCCUUUUAGACUCGGGACUUGAAUUUGAGGAAACUGCAACGAGCUUCGUGGUCUAUAAUGUUACCGACGAGCAAGUUACGCAAAUAAAAGGAAAUGCUUUGGAGAAGGCACCGGCCGCUCCGCCAUUCGAUGGCGGCGAAGACGACAACGAAUCGGGGUCGACUAGUUCGGAUGACGAAUACGAUAUUCUACAUUACUCCUUCAAACCCGACGGCGAAUCCGAAGAUGAAACCCCACCACGUGUGUUAAAUCCUGGGCCCCAUGCCUGGUGGUUCGAUGUCCCGCUGAAGUCGUCAGGAGACGAAAGUUCGCCACUAAAAAAUAUUUUUCAUGGAAUGGAUAUCCCCAAUGGCCCGGGGGACAGUACCUAUCGCCGUGCUUUCACAAUGAAUCGGCAGCAGCCGGAGUCGCAGAAGUCGAUCAAGUGCGUAACCAAGAGAAUUAUCUCUUCAAGACGGUCAAUACGCGCGGAGGUUAAGGAUGAUACAAUCAAGCUUAUAGCAGCUACUGCAAACCCUAGCGGUAGAGAAACGAGUUUAGAUGACCUCAGAUUUCGUUGGAUUCAUUUUCAAAACCCGGUGUUAAACUUAGAGGAGUUUAAGGAACAAGUUGUAAGAAUUCCUGGACUGGAAGAUCACGACUUAAUCAUCCUUUGUGACUUGUUCGAGAAGGUGAAAGAUAAAAUGGAACGGACCUAUAUACAUGGCAAGUACUUAGAAGAAGGGGCCAUUCGAUGUGAUGGGAAAUCGGGGAAAGAAUGCUGCGCGGUUACCUUUAUUGUUAUUCCAACCCUUAAGCUUCAACCCCUCGAGCUUCCGUCGAUAUUGAGAGGCCAACCUAAGGCUUUUCAAAGUGCGGAUCAUGCACCUCGACCACUGAUGCAAACGACGGUAAAUAUGUCGUCUACUCUUGAGGAGGAUAAGAGACAAGCUAGUUUUUCUAGUAAAUUGGUCCCGAAAGAUCAAGCUAUCCAUGUUGUGCAAACGUGGGUGCUUGUAAUAAACGAUAAACUUCUGGUGACCUAUUCGCCUUCGACUUUGGAGGAUAUUGCCGGUCCCAGCAUCGAAAUUGAGGAUGGCAAACAGGAUGACGGUGUUACAAUUCGUGUAGGAACUACUUUUGACGGGGCACAUUACUUCCCAGCUGAGAAAUGUAAAACCUGGUUUGAGUUUCAAGCCGAAUUGAAGAAAGUCAUGCGUCCGUCGAGAUAUGAACACUACAAAGAAAAGGAUGCGGUGAUAACAUGCAAAGAUGGAACAAUUCUAAACUCUCAAAACUGGGCGGCAAAAUUGGGGGAGACUCGAUUGAAGCUUUUCAGAUUGACAUUGGAAUUAAAGCCCAGGAAAAUGAUCUCCGCCCCCUCUUCUAGGUCUCUUGGUCUCCUUCCUGCCCCUCCCCCCCCUCCUCCUUCUGGCGAUGCCUACAGCCUUGUUCCAUACUCAGGGAAACCAUCGCGGAGACCGCGCAUGCCACCGCCACGGAAUAUCCACCGCCAGCCAAGCGACUUAGAUUUUGAAAAAACCCCAGAGAGGAGAGCGGAAGCUGUAAGUACGGGAUCUCGUCGACCAGGGAACAUGCGAUCUAGAUUUUAUGAAAGCGCAACCGUCCCAUCUCGAUCGGAUGGAUCUGAGUACGAGGCGAAGCUUGGGUAUGGAGCCGAGCCAGGGAAUACCUAUCGCCGCCCGCCGACCAGCAAUUACUACGAUCCUCCGGACUCGAUCGAACCGAGAAAUAAUUCGUAUGGCUGGAGUAGUGAUUACGGCCUGUGGAGAGAGGACUCCUUCGUAAGCAACAGAGGACGUCCUCAACCUGCGGUUUUGAACCACCAAAAACGAAGUAGCAGUCCAAAGCCACCGCCCCGCGCCCCGUCACUAGAAUCUAGGGGCCGGCUGGGAACAACGGUCAUUGAAGUUGAUGAUGAGGAUGAUGCUCCAUUGCGGCAUGAUAUCGCGGAUAGCAGUGAGGAUAGUGAAAGCCCUCGAUGGAGACGUCGCCGACGGUUCCCUUUAGCUUUACCUGCGCCGCCAGGGCCGAAUGAAAAAGAGCCUGGUUCAAACACAUCUACAAGGGAUGAAUCGGUCGAACCAGCGGGUUCAAGUCUUGUUAGUAGUAGAGAAUCCUCUACACAACCACCAGCAAGAGUGCCAAAACAAGAGCCUAUCUAUGUCACCGAGUAUUCUGAGACGUUAUCAGUAUCCUCAGAGUCCGAUUCUGAAGAAGAAGAGGAAGAAGGGGAGUUAUCGCAAGAUGUGCCUAGGCCCCGGUCUCUAGCCUUACCACAGGCAACCCAUCAGUCUACGACGCUAAGUAGCGGUUAUCGUGGCCGGGAGAGUUCGGGUGGUAUGUCAGAGCCUAGGGGCUUUCGGCCCACCGAUGAAUCCGCUGAGGGUGACGAUAUUCAUGAGCAGAAGCUUAAGGGCUAUGAAGCUGGAGAAAUAGAGUUACGGAAAAAAAACUUGGCGAGAGCGGGGCGUCGAGUUACAUUUGCAUCAUCUCUACCCAGCCAACCAAGUUUCCGCUCGGAUUAUGAUACCUCUGGAGGCCUAUCAGAUGCAGUAUCGAGUGAUAUAUGGAAGCCGGAAAAUAGGUCUGGUAGGCAGUAUUCGCCAGUCAGGCAGUCUUCAACCUUAUAUUCUCGGGAAGCGCCGACCGCAUCUAAACACGAGACAGCAGAAACAACAAAACCGCAGGAUCACGAUUCCAUCUUCUUUUAUUUACCAAGCGAGCGGCCAACGGAGAAGGCGAAAGAAAAAGAGAUAACAGAUCAAAAGCAAACUACCCCAGAGCUACCGAAGGUGCUUCCGGUGUUCCAAUGGCUAACAAAAGCAUCCGCCGAAAACAAGCUUAUCGAGAGGCAAUUUCUUUCUCGAAAGAGGUCGGCUUCGAGGGGAUCCCGGAACAGCAAUACCCUCAAGAAAAACCCCCCAACAGAAGUCGAAGCGAGCGACGAAAGCUAUAGCAUACUCAAAAAUAUCUUGAACGAACUACACCGGAGACUCGAAACCACACCCGAACCCGUGCGCAGUGUGUAUCUCUCAUGUGACUCGAGUGAUUCUAUUGAGGUCGAGAAAACCAUAAUGGACAUUGAAAAUACCACUCUUUUAUUAACGGAUUCUCCCGAAAAAAGUAAAACUUUGGACCUGAUUACUGAGCGGAAGAAAAUACUGGGUGUAUGCCGAAAAAUAAUAUCUUUCUUUAUCCCGUUGAAUUGGAAGGAGGGUCAAGUGGUUGAGCGUCUUUGGUAUAGCAUUCUGCAGCUAGUAACAGUUGGGAUUAAUGAUAAUCUAGUGUCAGGUUCAGAUGGGACUUCUGGGCUUCCUUCAGAUAUACUUCUCAAGUUAGAAGGCAUCAAUCGCCAUAUCCAAGUCAUCGUGGCUGGUGUAGCAGGGGAUAAUAUAGAGAACCCAAGUUUUAGAAUCCCGUCUGCUCUGUUUGAAGCCUUCUUGCAAUUUACGGAGGCAAUGCUUUUCGCCGCUGUGGUAGUUAUACUGCCCAAGAACAACGGCUUAUCCUCGAGUUCUAAGAAGGACUACGAGGUAGCUACCGUCCGUAGAAAGGUCGACAAAAGGCUCAGUACUUGCAAAUCAAGAUUAAGGGAAGGUAAAUUCCAACUUAUGUGUAUGAUCUUAACGGGUCGAACGAAGGAUCAGAUGAAAUAUGAAGAGGCUUGUACCGAAACUGUUGUGUCUUUCAUUCUGCGGAGUUUGAUAUGCCUGCCUAUCACAAAAGUCGAAGGGGCAUCAACUCCAAUGGGCAUAUAUCGUGAGAGGUUAAUGAAUAUAGAUACUGAGGCUAAAUAUCGGCCGCAACAAAGAAUCCUUCAGGAUAUACUCUAUCUCGGUGCGGAGGUUGGCGCUUUCGAUAAGGUGCGGAUAAUCCAAUCGAGGGUACUUUGGGCGGCAGACACGCUUCUACAUCCAAAAGGGUCCCUAGAUAUGAAAGAACCUCGAUCACGAGACUCUCUUAUCUAUAGCCCUCCUCGCGGCAAAAUGGGAGGAGGUGUAGAGUAUUUCUUCAGUCAAGAGGAAGACCAUGUGAAGGACUACCUCAAGAGAGCAAACAAUCUUUACGACUCCGUCGAAGAAGCCCUUAGUCUGAAGGAAGAAGACAAUGGAAAGGCAAUCAUGGUAUUCACAAUUGUGACGACCGUGUUUUUGCCUCUUAACUUUGUCACCAGUUUCUUCGGAAUGAACACGACAGAUAUUCGGGAUAUAGACCGCGACCAAAAGAUUUUCUGGACGACAGCUAUUCCAGUUACAAUUGCCGUCCUUGGGUUUGCCCUAUGCUGGGCUUAUUUCGGCGACGCAAUUCAAGACCGAAUAUUCGGUCCAUAUUCCCGUCUCGGUAAACUAUUCAAAGGAAAACUAAAUAGCCGCCGUACACAGCAGGUGCCUAAAGUAAUAGUUGAGGGGGAUGAGGAUGAAGAUGAAAAAUAUGAUCCAGCACCUAAGUAUGUACGCGAUGAGUAUGAGACGAACACACAUGAUCAUAGGCAACAAGCGCCGGCUCCAUACAGUAGCCACAGCCACCACCACCACGACCGUGUAGACCCUCCCAAUUACUACGACCACGAUAGUACUGGGGGUAGAGAAGGGGGACAUAGUCAACCUCAGGGUUUUGGUCAGAAUUAUGGAGUACCUAGGUCUAGAGCUUAUGCCUCAGGGUAUCCUGCGGCUUCUAGGCCGCCCUAUGGAAGUAGAACAAGGUCAAGUGGUUAUGAGGGCUCGAUUAAUAAUGAAGAGGCGACGCGAUAUAGAGGUCGACCUCAAACCUCAUCUUCGGGGUAUUAA